This is a messenger RNA of Helobdella robusta, 1149 nucleotides long. RefSeq lists its product as hypothetical. Gene Ontology annotation, molecular function: trans-2-enoyl-CoA reductase (NADPH) activity. Gene Ontology annotation, cellular component: mitochondrion. Lineage: Eukaryota; Metazoa; Annelida; Clitellata; Rhynchobdellida; Glossiphoniidae. The record is from RefSeq and is a predicted model, not a curated record. Gene Ontology annotation, biological process: fatty acid metabolic process. The transcript has 3 exons. The coding region runs from base 1 to 1149 and encodes 382 amino acids.
AUGCAGCUUAGAGUCACUAAUUUGUUAGUGGGUUCUUGUCGAUCGUUCAAGGUGUACCAUUCAACUUACAGCUCAAAAGUCAGCCAGAAAUGUAGCAGUCUCAUUUACCAGUCUAAUGGAGAUCCUGAGAAGGUGGUUGAGCUUAUCGAGAGUACCCUUUCGAAGCCCUCAAAGUCAGAGGUCAUGGUUCGAAUGCUGGCCGCCACUAUCAAUCCGGCAGACAUGAAUAUGAUUCAAGGCAUUUAUCCGAUCAAACCACCUUUGCCUGCCGUUGGUGGCAAUGAAGGAGUUGGCGAAAUUUUGAUGGUUGGUUCUGAUGUCAAAGACUUUCAAGUUGGUGACCGAGUUCUUUCCAUUAUACCUGGAUGGGGAACGUGGAGGACACACGCUAAUUCUCGUGCAGAUCAAUUCAUCAAAAUAUCGAAGGAUUUGCCGGUGGUCAGUGCUGCAACAUUAAGUGUAAAUCCUUGCACCGCUUAUAGAAUGCUGAAAGAUUUUGUAAAGUUAGAGAAAGGUGAUGUGAUAAUUCAGAAUGGGGCCAACAGUGCAGUUGGACAGGCUGUCAUACAAAUUGCUGCAGAACUUCAGGUGAGGACAAUCAAUAUUGUGAGAAAUAGACCAGAUCUCUCAAAGUUGGUCGACCAUCUCAACAGUCUUGGGGCCACUCACGUCUUGACAGAUGAUCUGCUUAGAAGUCCUGAGGUGAAGGAGAUUCUGGAGGAUCUGCCUAAACCAAAAUUAGGGUUGAAUACUGUUGGUGGGAAAAGUGCUGCAGAUUUACUCAAACAUAUGGAAGCUGGCUCAACUCUAGUUACAUAUGGUGGAAUGUCCAAGCAACCUCUCAUGGUUCCAACGGGUCUCUUGAUUUUCAAUGACGUCAAGUUGUCUGGUUUUUGGAUGUCUAGAUGGACUGCAGAGAACAUGCGCAGUCAGGAACAACGAAACAUGAUACAGUGGUUGACAGAUCUUGUUAUGGCUGGAAAGUUAAAGCCCCCAAAACAUGAGGUCAUCUCCUUUUCAGAAUUCAAGAUGGGCAUUCAUAAAACAAUGCAGCCCUUCACUGGAAAGAAACAAAUUCUCUUGAUGAAUGGUCUUGAUGGUUCUGCUGUUGAUCCUUCAUCUGAAAAAAGUGACCCUCCAAAAACAUAA